AUGCGGUUGUAUCUGCCUUGUAGACGUGUGAUCCUCAAUUUCAACGCUAGUCGUGAUUUUAACACAAAAUCUACAGAUGACUCAAAUGUCAAGACACCACCAUCGACCACUGUUUUGAGUGGACGACGCACUAAUACAUGUUCUAAGUGGUAUGCAAAGCAAGCUGACCAACGUCUUCUGUUUCCUGAGGAUAUCCUCCACAUCAACUCUGGGCAACUCUUACAUUCUAAAACCCUAAAUUUACCAGCAAGCUCAGUCGAUAUGUUUUUCGGGUGUAUGCGUGUGGCGGAUUCUAUGCGCUGGGAUCUCGCUGCCCUUUUUAAGCAGAUGCCGUUUUCUGUGAAGAUCGAAGUGGUAUGCAGGAUGCUCCAGAAGCGAGACGACGAGGUAUGUGAUGAGCCCUGCUCCAAGCAUUUGAGAUUGAAUUAUAUGCUCCAGACAAUUGUGGAGGAGGCAACAACAGAACCAAGGGAUGAGGCGUGGCUAGCACGUGUUAUGAUGUGCUUGGAUGAAACUCAUAUAGAUAAUAUCGGAAAAGAUUUCUCAACAUUGCGACAGAUGCUGAAGAUGUCAUUAUUUUUCUUGCCCCUUAGCAUUUUACCGCACGGUCAUCACGACAGGCUUCUGUAUCACGUGCUUCGGUUGGGGGAGCGGGUGUUCAACGACCGUUGGAAUGAAUGGUCUGAGGUGCUUGCGGAGGCAGGCCUGGGUUUUGAGGCGUGCGCCUAUGCUUACGCAGACUCUUUGGGCGGGUUUAUAGAGCCACAGCGCAGGCCCUUUAAAAAGGGUUUCGGGAAUGCGGUGCUGGAGGCACUAGCUCAGCCCAAGUCCUUAGUCGAGACCAUUCAGAGGCUUUCCACAUGUAUGCCUCGAAUUUUAGCACGUUACACGCACUGUCUUACGGCUCUUUCGAUUAUGCGGCAAUCACACGAGUGCCUUCAAAGCUCUUGUCUCACAGAGAGCCACUUUUUUUUUCCAUAUGAGCUAGUGGAAACCUCUAUGAACCGACUUGAAUUUGCAAGUCUUAUUCAUUUCACCUUGUUUGCUGGAAAUUCUCAGACUGCAUACCUGCUGCUGACGCAAUGUACUACACCUAAGCAGAUUGCGACAGUGAUGCACCACACUCGUGAUGCCGGACACUUUUUGAGUCUAAAGGCCCUCACAGAACUGCUGUUUUUCAGUCCGUCUGGGCGUGCUUAUGUUGUGCUGCAACUAAAUGAGGCUGAAGCACCACUCCUUUUUGAUGUAAAGUCUCAUCGUCUAGACUUUGAAACAAGCAUCGAAGCUUUUUGUACUCAACCUGGCGGCAUUCAGCGCACACGAGCCAAAAUCGCAACGUAUCAAUGGAAGGAGGUUUACAAUGUGCUGCAAGAUGUGUUGCCACGUUCAGUCCUGAGCACUGGGUGCCAAUCACUGGAGAUAUUACUAACAAAUGUCCCCAUCUCAGCUAUUCCUUUUGUGGUUAGCACCUUCUCUCCGUUCACGUCAGAGCUGGUUUCGUGGUGGGCUUCAUUAUAUAUCCAUUCUGGAAAUAGUGAUGCCGCUAUGAGAUUACUGAGCUGCAGCUUAAGUCGUAAUGUGUUUCCAGAAAUGUGGGUUUUAGUGGAGCUCCUGGAGUUUCACCGAAAUCACGAUAAGACCCUCAGGUCAUGUGUUGAGCUUAUCAGGUCACAGUUUCCUGCACUGUCAACCGCGGUUUUUAGAGCUUUUGUGGAGCGCACUGCUUACCUCCAGGGUGUAGGACUAAGUGACAAAGGCAUCGCAGCCCAAGCACUAGAGCUGCUGUCGAGUGUUGCGAUUCUGGGUCUGUCACAUUACCCUGCAGUGUGUAUUCAGCAAAUAUUGGAGAAGGCCCCGACUCCUGUGGUAGGAGUUAUGCUGCAGUUUAUGCAAGGCGAAGGGUCAAAGGCAUUUAAAAAUACACCGGCACCUCUUCAUGUCGGGGUUAUUGAACGCCUGGUCGCGGCAGCCCAUACUCUCGGACUCAACCCCAAGUUAGAUGUUUAUGUGGUAAUUGAACCCUCUAAAGAAUUAACUUGGUGGUCGUCCCAUGGCCUUCCGUCCACAAAAUGUGCGGUGCAUCGUUUGUACAGUACCCAGGCUACGGGGUUAUGGCCACUAGCCUUUGAGCGCAUUCACUCCACAUCACACUUCAAAUUAAUGGAAGUACACCAGGCAGUUCGUCUCAUAGCUGUCGGUUGCAGUAGCGCUAGGACGGUGCGUGAGGCUGUGUGCACCUCGCAAGAUUAUCUCUUAGGCAAUCCUAAUUCAUCCAGCCUUUUACAGCGCCAAAACGAGUCCAGUUUAAUCACGACUCUGGCGUGUGUUGCUUCGUCACUCACCGCACGAGGGGAGUGGGAGGCCUCACUGGAACUCAUCAGUCCAUCCGUGACAGAUUUGCCUCCCCUGUUGCGUAUCGUAAAGUUUCAGGCGCUACUCCAUGAUCCUCAGGCCCGGGAGCUUGCCGAAAUGAAUUUGGAAGAUAGCAUACAUGCCUUUGUCGAGGCUAGUGAAGAGGCAAAGACUCAUCGUUGUCCACACCAUUCAUAUAGAGGCCGGAGCUUUCGCAGAUUCCGAUUCCGAACACACUCACCACGUGUGAUAUUAGGGCGAAAAUGCUGCGUCGGCCGACCCUGGCAGAGUUAUUUGGCAUUCACUAAGCCUUUACGGAAACUUCUUACGAAAUGUGAGAAUAAUGCCCUUAUUUCUUAG
Molecule: messenger RNA, 2712 nt
Organism: Phytomonas sp. EM1
Lineage: Eukaryota; Euglenozoa; Kinetoplastea; Trypanosomatida; Trypanosomatidae
Source: the annotation of a GenBank genome assembly